Molecule: messenger RNA, 2273 nt
Organism: Hydra vulgaris (swiftwater hydra)
Lineage: Eukaryota; Metazoa; Cnidaria; Hydrozoa; Anthoathecata; Hydridae
Product: NACHT, LRR and PYD domains-containing protein 7
Cellular component (GO): cytoplasm
Source: RefSeq, a predicted model, not a curated record
AUGGAUACCAGAGUAGAAAAUAUUUUAGUGAAUAAAGUUUCUUCAGAUUGGGAAAGAUUUGCUCGUUGCAGUGAAUUUGGAAAUGAUGUGUCAAUAUAUGCAGUUAUUGAACAUGUAAAGAGUGAUGAAUAUACUAAGGAUGAUAAAUCAAAAAUGAAACAUUUUUUAAAAAAACUUUACCAAUAUAAUCCUAAAAAUUGGAAAAUUAGUAUUGAAAAUUCAUUAGCUCAUAUGGAUAGAAAUGAUAUACUACAAGACUUAUCAAUUUUAGAUGUACCAGUGAUGUGCUCUAAACUAAAGAAGUUUUAUCGUUCAACUUAUAAGAUAGUUAACACACUUCUUCCACCUUCAAGAGUUGAUGUUGUUAACAAAUUUGUUGAGUUAUGUAUUGUUAAUGGUGUUGAAGUCGAAGCAGAUGCUGUUUAUUAUUCCAAACCAGAACAAUUUUUAAAGAAACAAAUGAACUUAACACCAAUCCCUUUUAAUGAAGUAUUUUCUGAAGAAUUUUUUUUACUCCUUAUAUCAGGUAAUGCUGGAAUUGGUAAAACGUGGUUGCUAAGAAAAUGUCUGCUUGAUUGGUCAAAUGGUUUAAUUUGGAAAAACAUCGAACUUGUUUUUUAUUUAGAAUGCAGAAGGUUAAAUCAGUAUGAACAUGUUUCAAGUAUAAAUGAGUUACUUAAUAUCUUUUAUAAAGAUGUUAUAAAUAGUUUGGAUAUCAAUAAUUGUUCUGUAGCGUUUGUAAUCGAUGGCUUGGAUGAGUUUAAAUAUAUAGAUAACUUGAUAAAUCCUGAUAAUAAUAUCAACCCGCCUAUCGUUAAUGCAUUAUUAGGUAUUCUGAAGUACAAAACUGUUAUAGCUGGAAGACCAAGUGUUAUAUUACGAUGUAAAAAUGUUAUUGGAGAGCGUGAUGCUAUGUUAAACAUUCAAGUAAUGGGAUUUAAUGAAGACGGAAUAAGUGAUUAUAUAGAAAAUAAUGUAAUUGCAGAAUCAAAAGAAAAAGUUAAAACAGUUUUGAAGGAAUCUCCAGUUGCAAAAUCCAUGGCAUUUGUUCCUUUUUUUUUGUCUUGCAUGUGUAAAAUUCUUGUUGAAACAAUUCAGCGGGAUUAUAUGUUCUUAACUGAGACUGAUUUGCUUGCUAGUGUUUUUUAUUACUUUAUACAAAAACACAUCAACAAGAACAAUGAACCAGUUCAUAAGAUGAUGAAAAGUUCCCAAAAUAAAAAAUAUAUUUUAAGUAUUUGUGAAAUUGCGUAUUCUUUGUAUAUUGAAAAUAAAGUUAUUUUUUCUCCAAAUGAAAUUGCUGGCUUUGAUAUUCUUAAAGAUAAAUUGUUUGGUUUUAUAGAAAAGAUUGAAACAAAUCUAGGUUGUCAUUAUCAGUUUGUACACCUAGCAAUAAUGGAAUUCUGUGCCUCAAUACAUGCAUACAACAAUUUAACUAUUGAAGAAAUUAAGCAAAACCAAAAGCUAAAGAAUUGUUUUCCGAUGAUUUUUGGAUUGUCUAAUAAAAAUGAAAAAAGUUUAAUCAAAUUUCUUGGAAAUUUAAAUCCUAACAAAGAAAAGAAAAAGAAAUUUUUACUUUUUAAUAUGUUUGCAAAUAGCGUUGGGCCACGUGGAUUAUUCAAAAAAUGUUUUUAUGAGUCUCAAGCAACUUAUGCAGACAUAAAAGAGUCAACCAUCACAAUAAUAAUAUUUUUCUCGGUUACUAUAAUCGAAGGACAAACUUCUUAUGAAACUUUAUGUGAGAAAUAUCUUUUUAAGUGUUUAGUUGAGUCGGGAGUAAAGUUGGAAUCGUUACAUAUUUUUAAAAGUAGUUUCACAGAAGAUGAAAAAAAUACUAUCAUUGAAUGUUCGAAGAACGUUCGUCACGUUUUGAUUGAUGAUGCAUUUAAAAUUGAUGGAUGGGAACCAACUAAUAAGAUUGAAAAGUUGUAUAUAUUCGUAAGCAAGAGCAAUUUAAUGUCAAAGGAAGUUUUUCAAAGUUUCCUUCCUUGGUUUCGUGUUUGUGACUCAUUGACUCUUCAAUUUUACGACAAAGUUGAUUUCUUGAACGAUAUUUACAAUUGGAUUCGGUGUUCAAAUAUUAAAAUGGUGUCGAUCAAGUAUCCUGGAAAGGAGUUUCAAAGCCUCAAAGAAUUAGAAAAUUAUUUUAAAACGUUGCAUUUUAAAUCUUUAAUAUGUUAUACAGCAGUGUAUAUAGUUUUUUCAUUUUUAACUUUUGUUUUGUAAUUUAAGUUUUUAAACUAAUAUGUUAAAUCUAGACAUUACUAGCAGUA